Messenger RNA from Aspergillus clavatus NRRL 1, 4233 nucleotides. Its product is annotated as putative membrane-tethered transcription factor (SPT23). NCBI's taxonomy places the organism in Eukaryota, Fungi, Ascomycota, Eurotiomycetes, Eurotiales, Aspergillaceae. The transcript has 3 exons. The record is from RefSeq and is a predicted model, not a curated record. The coding region runs from base 1 to 4233 and encodes 1410 amino acids. Gene Ontology annotation, molecular function: protein binding.
AUGGGACCAGCCGACGUUGUCUCAUCACCCGCUUUUCCCGCCCUGGAUCCGAUUGUGGUCGACGAUGAGAUGGAAAAUCCCUAUCAGGAUACCGAUAUGAGCUUUCUGGAUUCUGCGAGGCUACACAUGACCGAUGCUGCCGGCCAGGAGUUCGACGAUCUCUUUGCCCGUUCCCAUUCUUCUCGUACAGUCACCGACUCGGAGUCUGUGUGUCUGUCGCCGUCAGAUCUCUCCGUUAAGCGACACUUUCAGGAGCAAGAUGCGCUGAGACAGCCUAAGAUCGUUGCGUCAGACUCCCCCGCGGAAUCUCCAGAUAAUUCGAGUCCCAGCUCAUCGUCGGAUUCUCCGCGAAAUCAUCUUCGAAACCCAUCCGUGGCCUCGUCCACUUCCGCCAUUCACAACGAUCACAACGCUAUCAUGCCUUUCGGUUAUGCGACGGAGGAGUGGAUCAACUCGGAGCUCGCGUCGGUCAGAGAGCAGACCUCCAUGUUUGCGUUCGACCCUUCCUUGCCGGCCAUGGAGGGUGGGUUUCCCAUCGAGACCGAUCUCGAAUCUAGCAAUAAGGCAAUGGAUGCCGCCUUCGACUUUGAAAGUGCAGCGAGCAGUCCUAGUCCGUUGAAGACCGAUGCGAUUUCUCAGCCCAAGGUUCAGAAGCGGCUGAAAUCCCAGUUACGAAGUACCUCUCACCCUACCUCGCGACAAUCCGCUUCACCACAAUUUCGCCAGCCCACUUCGCCCUUCACCAUGGGUCAAAUGCCCGCUCAACCCAGGUCCACGUCAGGCCAGUGGGGGGGACAGUCACCGUCGUCGCUCCUGGAGGAAAGUUUUGGAGGAAUCAACAUGAAUAGCGCAUCUCCGAUGAAUGGAAACUUUAACUUUUCCCCCAAUGGACUUUCCUUUGGCAUGAACUUUGUGCCUUCGCCUCCUCAAACCGUCGUGAAACCCGAAACCGCCCAACGUCACUUCCUCACCGUCCAUCCCACUUCUCUGAAAUCUCGCGUGGAAACCCAGAUCCCCAUCCGAUUGACCCUCUUUCCAUUGCCAACGGGUGUGAAGAAGGUACGAUUACCGAGCCACACUAUCUCAAAACCCAAGUUUCUGGCACCACCAUCCACCGAACGUUCGGCAGACACCUUGCAGCUACACACGACUCUCGUUUGUACAAGCGCAAUGCAGGAUCAAGUGAAACUGAGAAAGGCAUUUGCAAGGGCAAGGGGGGACACUCGCUACCAUCCGUCAAGCUCCAACCCGAAUGUCACGGAAGAACUGCCGGAAGAUGACAAGCCGUUAGAUGGCGGCGAAGUCAAAAUCUGUGCGGGCUGCAUACAGCGUGAGCGAAAACGUGCCUUUCGGAAGAAGCAAAGAAAACCCGAAGAAGACGAGUUGUUUCAGAAGGAUGAGGACAAGAGAGUCAUCGUUUUCAAUACCAAUGAGAUCAAGGAUUGGACGGAGCCUUCUAAGAACGCUAUGCCAGGCUAUACAGACGCGCCGAUGCCGAGCAUCCCCCCUGGAGCGAUGCAGGUGGAGCUGCCCAUGCGCAUCGCGUGUUAUUGCCGGCAUCAGAACGAGAAACUCGGUUUCCAGGUCAUUUUCACGAUCAAGGACCACAUGGACAAUGUUUUUGCACAAGCAAUUACCAACUCUAUCAUGAUCACCGAUGACCACAAGACUCACGCGCCUCCCGCGCCUCCAGCCCCGGGCCCCUCUCCUUCUCUCCCCGAUGGUACACAGCUACCUGGUGUGGGUGUAUUUCCAUCAGGCCCAGUUGUCGACGCGAAGAAAUCCGCCCCAUCACAGCAGAGACUUCAGUCAUCUUCGCCAACAGAUCUGCAAGGCCUUCAGCAACGUUUCACUUCCCAGUAUCAGUUGUCCUCCGGGGCCUUUGCAGCCGCCGCCGCCACCGCUCACAAUGGAACAAACGGCACUUCAUCCACCUCCCAAACACCCCGCAGUCUCUCCCGCCAGACUUCUCCCAACGACUUUCCAGGACCCAUGAGCAAACGGCGGAAGCACAGCAACUCAGGCCGCCUGCCCACCGAACUGACCAUGACGAAGCUUGAAAAUGGGCAGUCGUCUGCGAGCGGGUCCAGUUCAACAACGCUUGGUACCGAUGUUGCGUUUGCCGCCGCGAGUGGAUUUGCAUCCCCUCUGGAGAGGCCAUUCGUGACGUCGUCUGCCAUGUCGAAUCAAUUCGCCAAUAGCCCGCCGACACCUAAUAGCGGAGACAACAAUCCGUUCUUCAAUCCCACAGCAGCACAAACAAGCUUAGACACUUUCAUUCAGCAGCAGCUGAUGUCGGCUCCGAACUCGGCCCAUCCCAGUCGGCCCAGCACCCCUGGUGUCUCUGCUCGCCAGAAUUUCCAGGACCAGUCGCUCAACCUCUCGAUGGGCCCGAGCACUUCCACCCCUGCCUGGCCUCCUCUGACGAAUGCUGGCAAUCGCCUGCCCUCUGUCAUUCACAAGGUGGUCCCGGCAGAGGGUUCCAUUACCGGAGGAACGGAAGUGACGCUGUUAGGAAGUGGCUUCUACCCCGGAAUGGAGGUCGUUUUCGGUGAUACUCUUGCCACGACCACCACCUUUUGGGGGGAUAAAUGCCUCAAUUGCUUAACCCCACCCGCUCUCCAGCCGGGUCUGGUAGCCGUGGUAUUCAAGCAUGAGCACCCGACUUUUGGUCAAGUCCAGCAGGCUCCGCCGAUGUUGCCCAAACAAAAGCAAUUCUUCCGAUACGUGGACGACAGAGAGCUUCAGAUGUACCGUCUCGCGCUUGGAAUUCUUGGCCAGAAGCUUGGCAAUCAAGCAGAUGCAUUCCAGACGGCCCAGCAGAUCAUGGGUAGCGGCCCUAAGGGUGUUUUCAAUCUGCAAAAGGAUUACUCUGCCGGUUCCAGUGGGCAUCAGCGCCAAGUUCCAGGACUCGAAUCGCACGGUCAACUUGGCGAUCUGGACUCGAAGAUGUUGACCUUCCUCGAAUUCAUUGAUCUCGACGAUAAUCCGAGGCCCCCGAAAUUCAAUUCUCGCUGUGCCACAGGCCAAACCUUGCUUCAUUUCGCCUGUUCUCUCGGCCUGACGCGAUUUGUUGCCGGACUUCUUGCUCGAGGUGCAAACCCCGACGUACAGGAUAACACUGGGAACACCCCCAUGCACUUGGCUGCCUUGCGCGGCCAUGCGCAUAUCGUCAAUCGCCUUCGUUUGGCUGGCGCGAAUGUCAAUGCUCGUAGCAUCAGGGGCUUCAUUCCUGCCGACUUGGCCACUACGCUUUCCGUUCACCAGGCUGCCCUGAUCCCUGCGCGCCAUUACCGGUCUCGGAGCGCCGGGUCAAUCACCUCAUCGCGACGCAGGCAUAGCAGCUCGGCGUCUCUUCAUUCCCUCUGGGAGUCCUCCUCUGCAUCGGGAUCGCUUGAUCCUGCAGUCUACGAUUCCGACGAUGAUGACGAUGAUUCGGAUGCCGAAGUAGAGUUUACUGUAUCCCGGCGCUCGAGCCUUCAUCAAGACAGACCAGGCACGCUGUCCUCGACCGAUGAGGCCGCGGCGGCUCAGGAACCACGGCCCUUCUCCCCUCCAGCAGCCCUGGUGGCUUGGCGAAACCAGCUCCAGGCUCAGAUCAAUCAGUUCCAGCAAAGUGUGGCGAAUGCUUUCCCGAACCUCCCAGCUUUGCCCCCGAUGCCCGCACUGCCUGAUUACCAGGCUCAUCCCGUGAUGCGUCGCAUUACCAAUCUUGUUCCUCACCGACCGACCACACCCUGGGUGUCAAAGGAAGGCUGGUGGGACCUCUUGACGGGCAACCACAACUCUGCGCCCAGCACGACCGAGCUCCCAUCCUACGAAGAGCUCUAUCCUCGCCAGGAAGGUCAAGAUGACGAAGAAGCCACACAAGUCAAGAAGACAACAUUGCUCCGCGCAGCUGCCGAAGCAGCUCUGGAUCAGCAUUUCGAAGCGCAGGCCAGCACAUCUACGGAGGAACUUGCUAAGCAGGAUCAAGAUGAGAUCACAGAUAUCCGGAUUGGCCGCAACCAGAUAUCCCAGGAACAACAGAAGCACCUUCGAGAACAGCAAGCGCGCCGAAUAAAAGGUCUCGCCAGCGAUCGGAACCUGUACUUUAUCUGGCUUCCACUCCUUCUCUUGGUGAUCGGCGCAUGGAUGCGAAGCUAUGUUCCCGGUAUCUGGCAAGGGCUCUCCGACGUCUACGAGUUUGUGAAGACUCGCAACCCGCGGGCCGCUCUAGGCGUUGGCUCUUAG